AUGCGGUGUCGUUUCACUAGGCUCUGCCCCUCGAAUUUUGGGGAUACGACCUUGAGGUUGAAGUGCGUUUCGCCGUCCAUGGGGCUGAAGUUCUCGGGUUCGGGGGAAGGGAGGCGACUGCAUUGGGGUUCUGGGGUUAAAGGGCAAGUGGGUUCGAUUGGUUCGAUUGGUUUGUUGAGGUUGGGUUUAGGGUCCGGGAGAGAAGGUGUGGGAGUGAAAGGUUGGCCAUUGAAGGCCGAGAGGACCUUGAGAGAGAGAUCAAUGGUGGGAACAAUUACGAUGAUGAAGAUGAUAAUGACGAUGAGGAGUUUACACCAGAUGAAGAUGAUUUUUCAGAGGUGGAAGAAAUUGGGAGGAAGGGGGAAGAAAUCGGGAGAGAGAAUCUGGUCGGAACUUGUGCUUUGCAAGUUAUCCUCAAGAAAGCCAUUCAGGAACUGA
Prunus armeniaca (apricot) is the source of this 438-nucleotide messenger RNA. Lineage: Eukaryota; Viridiplantae; Streptophyta; Magnoliopsida; Rosales; Rosaceae. The record is from the annotation of a GenBank genome assembly.